UCGAAAUAUAUUAAUUUUUUUCAGAUUUGCAAUAGGGCCGCAAAGUCAACUUAACCGUUAGCCAAAAUCGCGACUAUCUGGCAGCGCUGCGCACAGGUGUCAACGACAGCAGAGUGGGCAUAAGGGGAGCACCCGGAGAUAAUGUCGAGCGAUGAACUGUGUCGCGUAAAGUACUCUAGCUCGCGCUAUCUGCUCCACCACCACCAGACGCCCUUGAACGCCAGCUCCUUGCACUGGGCUCGCCAGCAGUAUGGACAUGAGCUGGACGAGCUGCUCCGCCGACGGCUCCUGGCCUCACCCGCCUAUGUGGACAGGCUGGAGCAGGAGGCACUCCUUGCCGGGCACGACGGCUGCGUCAACUGCCUGGAGUGGUCAACCGAUGGCCUCUGGCUGGCCUCCGGGUCCGACGACUAUCGCGUGAUGAUCUGGGAUCCAUUUCGGAAGAAGCGCGUCCAUGUCAUCAGCACCAAGCACCUGGGCAACAUGUUCUCCGUGAAAUUCCUGCCCAAGACCAACAACAGCAUUGUGGCGACAUGUGCGGCGGACAAAUUCAUCUACGUCUACGAUAUCAAUCAUUCAAAUGAGACCCUCUUUGCCUGCAAUUGCCAUCUGAUGCGGGCCAAGCGACUGGCCACCGCCCAGGAUUCGCCCCACAUCUUUUGGUCGGCUGGGGAGGAUGGCUGCAUCCUGCAGCUGGACAUGCGGGAGCCACAUCGCUGCCGACCGGAGGAGGGAGGUGGCGUCAAGCUUUUGAGCCUGUGCAGCCAGGUGGAAACCACGGCGGAGGCCAAGUGUCUGGCCAUCAAUCCCAGGAGGACGGAGUACCUGGCCGUGGGCACCAACGAUCCCUUUGCCCGAGUGUACGAUCGCCGCAAGCUGCCCUCAACUGAUAGUAAUGGACUCUCCGCUUGCGUGUCAUACUAUGCUCCCGGACAGAUCCUGAAGAACAUUAGCCGCAACAUUGUCCACGAGUCGCGGGCCAUCACUUACCUCACAUUCAAUGGCAAUGGCACCGAGCUGCUGGUCAACAUGGGCUGCGAGCACAUCUAUCGCUUUGAUUUGAACCAUGCCGAGCCUCCGGUUUUCUAUGAACUGCCCACCUUCACAUCGGAGGAGGAUUCGGAGCCGGUGAAGGCGCCACACAAGAGUCGCUCGUUGCCCUCAGGCAUAGAGGUGCACAAAAAAGAGGGCAAUGAGUUUCUGGAAAACGGCAAACUGGUGGAUGCCAUUGAUGCAUAUUCAGAGGCUCUGGCGAAAUACCCGCAGGGCGAGGUUCUGUAUCUGAACAGAGCCACGGCUCUGAUGCGUCGCGGCUGGUUUGGCGACAUAUACGCUGCACUGAGGGAUUGCCAUGAGGCCCUGCGCCUGGAUCCCGGCUAUGUGAAGGCCCACUUUCGACUGGCCAGGGCUUUGUUGGAGCUGCAUCGUCCGCAGGAUGCGGAUAAGUGCCUGCAGGCGCUCAUCCAGCGCUUUCCCGACUUCGCCAACAAUCACGGAGUGCUCAUGCUGAACAAGGACAUCAAGGAGAAUCGUCGCCAGUCGCAGGGCACAGAGCCUCCCGAGCCACCGCCAGUGCCCAUGGAAGAUGGCUUUCGCUACCUGCGACUGACGGACGCCGAGUAUGAUCUCCGGUCCACGGCUCGCGACUACAAGCAACGCUAUGUGGGCCAUUGCAAUGUAACGACGGACAUCAAGGAGGCCAACUAUCUGGGCAGCCAGGGCGAGUUCAUAGCCGCCGGUUCGGAUGACGGCAAUCUGUACAUUUGGGAGGGAGAAACGGGCAAGAUAAGAUCCGUUUAUCGGGCGGACAGUGCCAUUGUCAAUUGCGUGCAGCCGCAUCCGAGCAUCUGUAUGCUGGCCACCAGUGGCAUUGACCACGACAUCAAGAUUUGGUCGCCGUGCGCCGCCAGCGCCAAGGAGCGACCUAAUCUGGUGGCGGAUGUGACGCGCUAUGUGCAGGAUAAUCAGCAGAAGAUGCGCACCGAUCCAUUUGAACUGAAUACGCGCAAUGCGUACUGUUUCAAUAACUAAGAACUGUAGUAGAGUAAUGUGAGUCUAGAUCUAAGUCGAGAUCCAAUCACGCAAUAUAUCAAAUAUUAGUGUAAUUUAAACUAAGCAAACAUAUUUUUGUUAAUUUGUAAACGAACUACUGUAUACAGAGUGCGAUGCUUGUGGAGAUGAUGAGUAUGUUACGGAAGAAUAUAAAAAUAAAUGCGAAGAAAUUACAAA
Drosophila elegans is the source of this 2229-nucleotide messenger RNA. It is a transcript of the gene adp, whose product is annotated as WD and tetratricopeptide repeats protein 1. Gene Ontology annotation, biological process: negative regulation of fatty acid biosynthetic process. Gene Ontology annotation, molecular function: protein binding. The record is from RefSeq and is a predicted model, not a curated record. The coding region runs from base 142 to 2031 and encodes 629 amino acids. The transcript has 3 exons. Gene Ontology annotation, cellular component: cytoplasm; Cul4-RING E3 ubiquitin ligase complex. NCBI's taxonomy places the organism in Eukaryota, Metazoa, Arthropoda, Insecta, Diptera, Drosophilidae.